UCUCUCUUUAUCCAUUCUCACCAAAAGCAAAUAAUUACACAAGAUCCAGAACCCAUGAUGAAAGUAACCAAACCUUGCUACAAUGUUCCCAUCCCCCAUUUUCAAGCUUUGAACGAUUCUCCAACCAAACCAAAAGAAUUGGUAACCUGCAAACUUUCUUCUUCCAAUACAAACCCAUUCCUUACCAAAACCCAGAAAAUUGUGUCACUGCCGUUAUCAGCAUCAUCAUUGUUUUCCACUCUAGCUUCCAUUCCCUCCUUCCUUUACGCUUCCUUCUCCAAAAUCCUUGAUCCACCUCUUCAACCUUUGGUUGAUCCAAGGCAUCUGUAUACAGGAAACUUGGCUCCAGUCGAUGAGAUGGAACCGACGGAUUGCCCCGUAAUUGAAGGUAAGCUUCCACUUUCUUUAAAGGGUGUUUACAUCCGCAAUGGUCCAAACCCACAAAUCCAAUCUCCUCGGGCUCUCCUCUUGUUCGAUGGAGAUGGCAUGCUUCAUUCCUUGAGAUUUUCCAAUGGUCAUGCUACGUAUUGUUGCCGCUAUGUCAGGACUUACAAGUAUAAGCUCGAGGGAGAAGCUGGUUUUCCUCUCAUUCCGAAUGUGUUUUCAGGAUUCUUUGGCUUUGGAGAUAUUGUUCGCUUUCUUAUGACUACAAGGAGGAUCAUGACAGGCCAUAUAAAUCUGAUGAAUGGCUUUGGCGUGGCCAACACUGGCCUUGCCUUCUUUUCGGAUCAUCUCUUUGCUCUUUGCGAGUCUGAUUUACCAUAUAUUAUCAAUUUAACGCAAGAAGGUGAUAUUGAAACUUUAGGACGUUGGGAAUUUGAGAAAAAGUUACUGUCUAACAUGACUGCACAUCCCAAAGUCGAUUUGGAUACAAAGGAGACAUUUGCUUUUUCAUGGAGCCUAAGUUUCCCUCAUCUCAAGUUCUUCCACUUCGAUGGAAAUGGUGUUAAACAAAACGAAGUACCCAUUUUCUCUAUCAAUCAACCUUGUUUCAUCCAUGAUUUUGCCAUAACCAAGCGAUUUGCGAUUUUCCAUGAAACACAAUUGGUAUAUUCAUUAGGAAAAGUGAUGACAGGAAGAGGCACCCUGGUGGAUUAUGAACCAAAUAAAACUCCAAGAAUUGGGAUCAUACCAAAAUAUGCCAUUAAUGACUCUGAGAUGAGGUGGGUUCGUGUCCCAGGUUUCAAUACCAUUCAUAUUAUAAAUGCUUGGGAAAAUGGAGAUGAUGAGAUAGUUUUUAUGGCAUCUAAUAUUAUCUGUGUCACAAACAUUUUUAAUAAGACUGUCGAUGUCUCAUUGGAGAAAGUAAAGAUCAACAUCAAAACAGGAGAUGUUUCUAGAAAGAUUAUUUCUCCAAGAAAUUUGGAAUUUGGAUCAAUAAAUCCUUCCUAUGUGGGGAGAAAAACACGUUAUGCCUAUCUAGGAGUGCUUGAAGAGGUCCCAAAAAUGUCAGGUUUGGUGAAAAUUGAUUUGGAAACAGGGCGUGAAGUUGCAAGAAGAUUUUAUGGACCUGGUUGCUUUGGAGGGGAGCCAUUAUUUGUAACAAAAGAUAUGGAAAAUAUUCAUUCCGAUGAAGAUGAUGGCUAUGUAAUGAAUUAUGUGCACGAUGAGAAGGCUAAUGAGUCAAAAUUCAUAAUAAUGGAUGCCAAAUCCCCAGAACUUGACAUUGUGGCAGUGGUGAAGCUUCCAAGCCGGGUUCCAUAUGGCUUUCAUGGUCUAUUUUUUAGCAUGUAAAAUCUCUGUUUUCUUUUUAUUUAUUUUUUUAGAUUGAUUAAGAAAAAUGUUAAUGAUAGUCACCCCCACCCUAAAAAAUAAUGUCCAUCUCUGCUGUUUAUAAUAAAA
Messenger RNA from Theobroma cacao (cacao), 1842 nucleotides. The record is from RefSeq and is a predicted model, not a curated record. Lineage: Eukaryota; Viridiplantae; Streptophyta; Magnoliopsida; Malvales; Malvaceae.